This is a messenger RNA of Diospyros lotus (date-plum), 1218 nucleotides long. RefSeq names its product GPN-loop GTPase 3. Gene Ontology annotation, molecular function: GTPase activity. Bases 255 to 1055 code for a protein of 266 amino acids. The record is from RefSeq and is a predicted model, not a curated record. The transcript has 10 exons. Lineage: Eukaryota; Viridiplantae; Streptophyta; Magnoliopsida; Ericales; Ebenaceae.
AUCUUUUUUAUUUAUAGGAGCGGCAAAUGAGUAGUUCCAUAGCGCUCUUUCUUUUCCGCCAGAACCCGGAAGAGAGGCGUCCCCAAACGAGCCAUUACGGACCCAAGUUCAGCCCGGCCGAGCGUUGGUUGGCAUUUCUCUGCGCUUGACGGCGAUAGUCCAUACUGGUCCUUGGUGCAAUUAUUGGGGUACUUCAGAUAUUCAGUGUCCUAAGACCUCUAUAGUGAAUUGAUAAAGAAAUUCAGAGAGCUAUAAUGGGUUAUGCACAGCUGGUUAUUGGCCCUGCAGGCAGUGGCAAGUCAACAUACUGUUCUAGUUUGUAUCAACACUGUGAAACUAUGAGGCGAACAAUACAUAUUGUGAACUUAGAUCCAGCUGCAGAAAAUUUUGAUUAUCCCGUUGCAAUGGAUAUCAGAGAACUUAUCUCUCUGGACGAUGUGAUGGAGGAACUUGGAUUGGGUCCAAAUGGUGGCCUCAUUUAUUGCAUGGAGCACCUUGAAGAAAAUUUGGAUGAUUGGCUAACAGAGGAAUUGGAUAACUACUUGGAUGAUGAUUAUUUAGUUUUUGACUGUCCAGGCCAGAUAGAACUUUUUUCGCAUGUUCCUGUGCUUAAGAACUUUGUGGAGCAUUUGAAGCGUAAGAACUUCAAUGUUUGUGUUGUAUACUUGCUUGACUCUCAGUUCAUGACUGAUGUCACCAAGUUCAUCAGUGGCUGCAUGGCUUCACUUUCUGCCAUGGUUCAACUUGAACUUCCCCAUGUUAACAUACUGUCUAAAAUGGACCUUGUCACAAACAAAAGAGGCAUUGAAGAUUACUUGAAUCCAGAUCCUGAAGUUCUGCUGGCAGAGUUGAAUCAACGCAUGGCUCCUCAGUUUGAAAAGCUUAACAAAGCUUUGAUUGAAUUAGUGGAUCAGUAUAGCAUGGUAAGCUUUGUUCCUUUGGACUUGAGGAAGGAGAGCAGUAUACGGUAUGUAUUGUCACAAAUUGACAACAGCAUUCAGUAUGGAGAAGAUGCAGAUGUGAAGAUCAAGGAUUUUGAUCCAGAGGAUGAAUAGUUUUUUGGCAUCCUUUAGGCUGUUUGUCUUAAUAGGACUUGCAAUCAAGAUAUUAGUGAGACUUUAGGUGUCAUCAAUGUGACCUUUUGGAAGCGUGUAAUCUCUUGUAUGUGUAUAUUCGGUUGCUUCUCUUUUGGGUUCUCUUGCUCAUUUUUUGGGUAAA